Numida meleagris (helmeted guineafowl) is the source of this 12929-nucleotide messenger RNA. RefSeq names its product transmembrane protease, serine 15 (gene TMPRSS15). Gene Ontology annotation, cellular component: membrane. NCBI's taxonomy places the organism in Eukaryota, Metazoa, Chordata, Aves, Galliformes, Numididae. Gene Ontology annotation, biological process: proteolysis; acrosome reaction. The transcript has 40 exons. The record is from RefSeq and is a predicted model, not a curated record. The coding region runs from base 8768 to 11947 and encodes 1059 amino acids. Gene Ontology annotation, molecular function: protein binding; serine-type endopeptidase activity.
CAAGGAGAUGGGAGGAGAACAAGGGCAGCUGGCCUAAGCUGUCCAAAGAGAUCUUCAGUACCACUUGACAUCAUGAUGAAGGAAAAUCUGAGAAAGGGGGGACUUCACUGGGCAGGCUGGUACUACUCAAGGUUGCCUUGCCUUGCAAGCGAGAUGAAACUGGUCCAGAGAGCUAAUGGAGUCAACGGGACAUUUGAAGCACAUAAGGGAUGCUCAUGUCGUUAGAACAGCAGAGGGUCAUGGAACUGAUUGAAUGCCACAUUGUCACCAGGAGAUAGCAGUAAAAAGUGCUGAGAGCUGCAGCAAUGAAUCCAGCGCAAGCAUUCAUUUCAAGAACACAGCUGUAGGUCACAAAAGAAUAUAAAGGUGAACAAUUUGCAUAACCUUGUCUACAGCUAAAGCUUGCUGAGCUGUUAGUUAAAGAAUAAGAAAAUGUAGACUUAAGAGAAACAGUAGCUGAUAAAAUUUGUCAUCUUUUGAUUGAAUCUUUUUGCUUCAAGUUAGCUAAACGACCACUAGGAAGAAAUUGACCUUUGCAAGUCUUCUAAUGCAGAGGCAGCCACAGGCAUUAUUUUUCUUGAUUUCUACACGUUAAAUGACAGAUACAAAUCAAACAUAAUCAGUGUUGAAGGCAAAGGUAUCCUUAAGUUCAGCCUUGGAUUAAGCAGUAUGCCACCUUGCCCAAUAUAAGCUGGAACAGACUCAAGACUCAUUGACAUUAAUCAAGUGCUCUUUGAGCUAAUGCAUGCAGAGCACUGUCCUGCUUGUGUGCCUUUCUCAAGUGCAUCACUGUUACUGACUCUGCUGCCUGGGGAAUCUGAAAGUCCCAAAACUUGUGCAAGGGCAGCACAACAAUCAGCAGAGCUCUUCCUGAACUUGGAGCUUUCAUCUGAUCCAUUCAUGAUGAUAAGAGGGAUUCACAUGCCAUCUGCCUGGCCCUGAAAGGAUAGCAGCUGAUAUAAACCAGUGCUGUUGUCAGCUGUCUUGUGCCAAAAUGAAGGUAACUGCCUCCAAAAGACCUCUUCCAUGUAAAGACUACUCACUCCAGAGCCAUCUUUGUGCAAACAAAAGAGUGAGAGUAUGGAUGUCAUCCUGCACUGUGACUACUUCAUCCUCUAACUACGGUGAGACAACUGAUAUUAAAGAGAAUUUGCACUUUCACGGACCUGGUGCAGAAUGAAACAUCAACACCAAAGCUCUACCCUGGGAUGUAUUAAAUGUUCCCAUGAUCAAUUCUUGCCUGGCUAUGAAGGACUGUGGGUUAGUACAGGACUCAUGUAGAGUUGAAUUGCUGCAUUGCCACAUUUCGAGCCAGAAGCAACAUCAGUACUGACAAUAAGGAGGACAGGAUGCUGGAAGGCUGGAUCCCAAACAGGUGUCCAAUCACAAUUUGCUGCAUGUCAGUCACAGAAGAAGCAACUGAAAUAGCACACAGGCAAUACAAAUUUACAGAUUUAACUCAGUGAACAAUGAACAUGGCCAUUCAUGUUCUCCACAGCGAAGACAGUUACUCAGAAUGAAGCUGAGAACCACUUGUAAGCAUCAGAUUACUGACCCUGUUUGCGUGAGCAUGGCAAUUGCUCACUGUCCUGUAUCCAAAAGAAGUCAUGUAUCUCUGACAAAGAGGGAGUCUUCAAACUCUAAAGCAGUUUAUCUGGAAUUUAUACUGGAAAUCCCAGCAACUCUUCUCUACAGUAAUGUGCUAGGGUUAUUUAAGGAAAGAAAAAAACAAUGCCUUUGUGGAUGCUAUUUCUGAAGAGCGAUGCUACAGAAAAAAAACAUUGCGUCCAAACUCAUUUAGUUACCCAUUUGAAAUGAUCUGUAAUGGGAGAAAAUAUUGUAUUCCUUUUUUUAAGAAUGAAUUUGAGAGGGAUGAACCCUCUGCUUAAGUGACUACAGAUUUAAAGAGAAUAUCAUAUAUAGUCUGGAAGAAAAAAAAUUUAUUGUCCUUUUCCAAAAGUUGUUGUAUUCACACAGAGCUAAAACCUCUGUAAAUCUUUCCAUGCUUUCUAGACAGUUGUAAGCAGUUUGUAAGUCUCCUGUAAAACUCAUACAGCAUCUUUGACUUCAGUGGAAGUAUGACUGAUUUGUUAAACUUAAUUUUAAUUAGAAAUAUUUCUAAAGGGAUGUGUAAACACAGUAAUGAUGGGGUGUGUGCUUAAUCUCUUUUUCUUCUGUUUUCUCUUAUGCUGUCACUUUAGGAACAAGUGGAAUUUACUGGGAUAUACAAAAUUGAUUUGCCAUGGUGUGUACAUUACAAGAAUUUAUUAUGAUUAUACAAUACUACUCACUACGGGAUAUUGGAAUGCGUAUUGUUUUUGUUGUUUCUUUUUCUUUAAACAAAUAGUAAAAUAGAUUUUAUUUAUUUAUUUAUUUAAUUUUUUUUGUGUCAUCAAAUGCAUCACCCUGUCAUAACAACAAAAUUUAGGACAGGCUAUGGUAUUUCACACAAUUUAAUACAUCUGGAAUGAUCCUAUUUGAGUUGAUGAAACUGCCUGAGGUUAACAAAUUUAACUGUUGAUUUGCUCUAGAUUUACAACAGUGAAGCUGAGAUUACUUUUUAAUUCUAAUGAGAAAGGAGUUUAUUUUAGUCCGGUGUGUGAUACAUUUCAGUGAUUGAUAUGUUUAUACUUAAAAUUGCUAUGAAAAUUCUGUAUGUACCCAAUAUAAUUUUUAAUUCCCUUUCUGGGACUUUAAAUACAGCUAACAAUUUCUUUAAAAAUAUUUACAUAGGUUGUGUACACUUUUCAUGCUCCAAGCUGCUGAAAAGGCAUUCCAUGGUACCACUGUAUACAUACCUAGCAUUUAUGUGGGUUUAUUAUAUAUAUGGGGGUAGUGAAAAAGAAUCACCUCCACAUAACAAUCAGUCAUGUCAAAAAGCGUACAGCUUGGAUAAUUGACCUGUUUGAAGCAUAGCAGACAGAGACUGGAUCCAGAAAAGCUUAAAUCCUUACACUACAAUACAUAGAGUAUUAAAAAGAAAUGUAAAGCUCCAUGAGAACUUUCCUUUUGAUUUUCAGCAUCAGAUAUUUCAGAAUCCUACACCCAGUUCUAGAUAAACCAAAGCUUUUAUUUCUGUAAAUCACCCUAUCAAUUUCAGUUUGCUCAAAACUCACUUGUGUUGGAAAAUAGUUUGCAACAAGAGUGUCUGUAGAUUACAGAAUUCAGAAUAUCUCAUGCAACUGAAAACUGCUCAGAGAAAGCAAUAAUCAUGGAAAAUUGUUGACAGAAUCUAUAAACUGCAAACACAUUUUAUCAGUCUGACUUUCUUCCAGAAACGAGCACACUGUUAUGAGCCACUGAGGGCCCAGCUGUCAUUUUCUCUUCAGUCUCCAAAUAAAUGAAUGAGAAUUGGAGAUCUUGAAAUAAUAUCACAAGGAAGUAAACGCAAACAAUUUUUUUAUUUCAUUUAGUUGGCUACUACUGGAAGCUUGAGUUGCUUCAUAAAGAUUUUUGAGAAAUAAUUCUGCACUGACUAUAUUCUAUAUAGUGCUUAGUAUCUCACCAAAACAGACAUGUAUGUGGUUUGAUAGGCCUGAUUCAGAGCUCAGCACAGUAUAAAUCUAGGGGCAGUUCAUUUAAACAUAAUGCUAUAUCACUUGUGUAGAGCUGGUAAAAUAACAGUUAGUAGAAGUUAUAAUGUACAACAUUAAUUUUAGAUUCCAUUACUGUUUUUUUGUUUGUUUUUCUUCUCAGAAACUGUAUAUUCCGAUCAAAUUAUAGGAUAAAUUAUUGCAAUAUUACUGUUGUAAAUUAUACUCAAUCUGUAGUCAAAUUAUUAAUCUGGUUCUUCAGGAUUUCAUUAUUUUUUCUCCUAAGUGACUGUUUAGCAAUAGAAUAAUAACCUCCAGAUGUCUCAACAGAAAGCCUUGAAUGAGAAGUGCUAUCUAAGUGUAACUAAAAUCAAUACUUCAAUAUUGAUGCAUGUUGACAUUGUAUUUAGGAGCCUGUGUUACAUAUUAUUCUAUAUACAUGCACAAAAAUGUAAUGUGCAAAAUCUGAAAUUUGCAUUUGCUUUAGAAUUAUAAGACUGAGAAAGUUGUCUGUUGCAACAAAAACCCUUGUUUGUUUGUUUGUUGUUUAUCUUAGUGAUAUGAACUACAUAAACUCUGGCUUUUUGUGUUUUACCCUUACGUUUCUAUGUGUGCAUGUCUAUUUACAUCUUUUGGGAAAGGUUUGUAAUGUAAGUAGCAGUUAGGUUUUUAAUUCAUCUAGUUUGAGUUUUAGUUUGUUCUUGAUAAUAUAACUUAAUAGCUUGUUAGUGAUUUAUUUAUAUACAUAUACUGUACCCCAUCAAUCUUUUUACUUAUACCACCUAGUGAUACUCAAUUCUGGAAAAAAAUUUAUCUUAAGAUUACUUUUUUUUUGGUAUGGAUCAAAAAUCACUUGCAAUCUGCAGAGACUGUUGCACGUAUCAGCAAACCGCUUUUCCUUUUGUGGCUACAGUAUCACAGAAGCCAGUAACUGAUGAUGCAAGAAAAUAAUAAUAAUAAUAAAAACAAAAACCAAACCAAACCAAACCAUAAACAACAACAACAAAACCAACCAACCAAACAAACAAAAACAACAGCUCAACAACUUAAUUUUGCAUUUACUAACUGGGGAUAGGAUCUGUUGGUAUGUUGUGAUCUGCUGCCCAUGAAGACUGUACACAUUGUACUGGGUUAGCAACUUCUGAACUUUUCCAUUUUUUGUUUAAAUCUAUCCUAUCUAUCUUUAACUUUGAAAUGUAACAAAUAAGUGUGCUUAGGACAUUUUAUGCUCGGAAUACAUAUGACAAAUGCAACUUUCUGUACUUAGGGUGAACUAAUCCCCUGCAGUACGAUAAGAUGGAAAAUUGACAUACUGGGAACUGCUGUAGCUGAAAAGUGAAACCUGGAGGUCCUGAUGGACCAUCAAGUGAGCAGGAAACAGCAGUACACUCUGAUAGUGUCCUGGGCUGUAUCAGCUGCAGCAUGGCUGCUAGACUGAGGGAACUGAUUACUCCCCUUACUGAGAUCUUCUUAGACCAUAUCAAUAUACUAUUGAGUCCAGUUUUUGUUGUUGUUGUUGUUGUUGUUGUUGUUGUUUUUGUCUACCUAUCCCAGUACAAGAUACACUUCAGCAAACAUGGUACACAUGGAGCAACACCAAGCUGGCCAGGGUUGGAGCACUUGCCCUGUGAGCACAGCUUAAGGAGCUGGACCUGGGCAUGGUGUCUGUGUGUAUCCUAACAUCUUCCUGCCCAUAGCAAGGCCACGGAGAAGAUAAAGCCAAGCUCCUCACAGCACUGCAUGGUGGGAAGAUGUAAAGAAUUAAAUGGAGCAAGGAAGAUUCAGAGAAGAUAUAAGGAGAAAACUUAUCUCCAUGAGGACAGUCAAACACGGGCUGAACAAGAGAGCUACACAGGCAAAAAAUUAAAUUCACUAGUAACUUUGAGGACAUCCAGGUAAGACUGCCAAAGCUUUCAACUCACAUCUGACUUAAGGUACCAUGAUAAAUUUCAGCCUCAGGCUCAGUAUUUAGCAAUUGUCACAGGGCAGACUCAAGAGAGAACUGAGCCGCUGAAUCCACAUACACAAAGGAUAUGAAAGAAUAUUCCAGGGGAUAUCAAAAGCAGAUCAGAGUAGAAACCAUCCACAUUAUUACACGUGACGGGUCCACAGGACUGCAGUAAUGGCAGCUGCACAACAGCAGGGGGGAGAUACUGCAUGAACUAAUUUCAAGUGAAAGCAGAGUAAAACAACAAUAAACAAAAGAUUAAGAAGUGGCCAGGCCUUUUUUAGAGUAAAAUAUGUGAACAGUCCCAUAGCUGAGAGAAUCAUAGGCUCUGCUGGGCAUUCCAUGGAAUUGUUUGUACAGAGAGCUGUGUGCAGAUUAUUCCCACUGUGUCCAGUUCAUCCUUCUUUCUCUGCCAGCAAGGGAGCUACAGCUGUGGUUUGAUCUCUGGUCUGGUCUGUGCGUGACCCAUCACCCUAAAGUGUGGCACAUAUGCGCACUCCUGUCGAAAGCUUAAUUUUUAAAGCCAAGAAUUUAACAGGGUUUAAAAAGAAACAGGAAAUUUACAUCAGUAUUUGGAGCACUGAUGCACUUCAAGAUUUAAGAUGGAAGAUUAAUCUGUAAUUCCUGUGGGGAUCCCACACAGACUUCUGGAGCACUUGAGCUGCUGUCAGCAUCACACCCAGGAUACAGGGUUCAAUGAACUCUGAUGUUGAUAUGGUACAGCAAUUACAUAUUCUUAACUCUUCCCUAAGGAAUCGGGGUAGCUCACUCUGACCCUUAUAGUAAGUCUGAUGUACUUGUAGAUUAUGUGCUGGUCUGAAACCAUCCUGUGUAAUUAAUGAGAUCAUUAUAGGGUAACAAUUAAGUGUCUUUUUGCAUGUUCAGAUUGCAGAAGCAUGACAGAAUGGCUCUAGAGACCCACUCUACAGAAAAAUAACUCCUAUCUUCAAGCUGGCCAGAGAUUGUUCCACAACCACAGAAGUGCUGGGGAGAAGAAGAAACAGAGAAUUUACUUCUUAGCUAUAGUGACUAUUUCCAAACCUGACAACUGAAUUUUAAAAUACAACUAUGUGUUAGUAUAUGCUAAAACUCUUUUGCUCCAUUAAAAUCACAGUGAGUGUCCUGCAUAUAAAGCUACACAUGGGAAAGUUGACAGCACUCUGUUCUUAAGAAAGAAAAAGAAUUUAGAACAGGUGCAGCAUUAUGAUCUUCAGAAUGCUAUUAUAGAAACAUGAAUAAUGUCAUUCAGAAGGUUAGCCAUCUGCUUUCUGAGUAUCUGUCAGUGAUGUAGUAACAUCAAUGUAAAACUGAUGCAUGGGGGUGUCUCUGCAGUGUUUUAACAGAAAGCUUGUGCUUUUUGUGAAGCAAAAUAUGUUCCAUUGUCAGUUUGUUUUUCAUAGGCAUGUGUAGAAUAUGUAUUUUGUAAAUAUUGUAUAGAUGAUUAUAGUGUGAUUUAGUUGUGCAGUUUGCAUCCUAUGUUAUUGAGUUUUAACACAACUUCUUGUGCAAGAUGAAAACUGAAAAUUAGCUUUUUUAUGAUGUAGGAUAGUUUUACAGAAAUUGAAUAUCUAUGAGAUAUAAAAUGUUAGAGUAGUUCAAAAUUCAGACACUAACUACAAAUAUGAUACUUUCAGAGCAUCUGUUCUGACAUAGGCUGUAAGUUAACCUAUAAAAUGUGGGUUAAGUGUCAGCACGUAAAGAAAGAAAACAUGAGAGGAGGGCAAACUAACUUUUAAAAGCAGCAAAGCCUAUCGGUGAGAGUCAGCACUUACAGAGCAGUGCUAUACUAGAUUUAUUAACAAGCUCUUUGAAAAUGACAGAAAUACCACCUUUUAAUGUUGCAAAUAACAAGUAAAUCUGUCUUUACAGGGACAAAACAUUUUCAUUAUCGUGCAGAGAAUAAAACCUUCCUAGAAACUGACAGGAAACAAGGAAAAUGAAGUGAAAAGCCAUCCAGUACAUAAAAAAUGCAAUAGCUGCCUGGAAUUAUAAAAAUGAUUGAGACCCAGAAGCUUUCCUUAUUUUGUUUCCAGCUAAAUUCCAACCUUGCACAUCAGCAAAGGGCCUGCUUCAGAAUCAGCUGACACCAGUGGUGUUAGUGACAGUGAUGUCAGUAAGAUGCUCCUUUUUUGGGCUUUGGAUCUGGCAUAUUGUCAUCCCCACUUCCCACUUUGACCAAUUUGCUUGUUUGCAGAUGGUGAAAACUGAUGUAUCAGCCUCGUUCAUGUUUCCCACUGGGCACCAAGAAAUGAAAAGGCAAAACACCAGCUCUACAGUGUCUGGAUGCCUGCUGCCGCUGUACCACCAUGCUAACAGAAAGAAGGAAAAAGUUUUUUUGGUCUUCACAAGCUGUUCUAAAUAAGAAUGCUUCUAGUUACAAAUACUUCUCUCAGCUACCCCAAGCUAUAGUGAACUGUUCCACACUCUCACACAGUUUUGCACCUGGCAGACCACUACCAUAUAUCUUUCUCCUCCUCAAUACAAGCAGUUGGAAGAGUUAAAGAUCUAUUGAUUCAGUCUUCUGCCUUCCUACGUGGAAGUCUGUACAGCAAAAGGGAGAAAUCAUCCUGACAUCUGAAAACAGCUGCUGUCCUCCCCGAGCUGCAGUUUCUGCUAGCAACCUGCUCCUGUGUGGGAUCCUCUCCAUGUGCUGCUGCUCAGUCCUGGAUCCUGCUCCAGAGUGGGCUUUCUGUGAUCUGCAGCUUCCUCCAGGGGACAUCCACCUGCUCCAGCAUGGAUUCCUCCAUGGCUGUCGUGUGGAAAUCUGCUCCACUGCAGGCUCUCCAUGGACUGUUCUCCCCUGAGCAUUGCAGGGCCACUCCUCAUCCCGCUCUCCUCACUCCUCCUUGCCAUGUGAUUUGUGCAGUCCCCUACCCAGGCUGACUCCAGGCACCCCAGGGUAGCUGCAGGCCCCUGCCCUGCCCUGUGCUGUGCUGGGACCAUUGCAGUCUGCUGGAAUCACCUGUGACAGGACAUAAUGACCAAUUUUGCAUUUCUCUGCUUUUCUUAUUUUUUAUCUGGGACAGAAACUUUAACACUUCCUUUAUGAAGAGAUUUCUUCAUUUUGCGUGUCUUGUUCGUGAAUAUGAAUACUCAGAAAUGUUGAAAAAAAACUCUAUUAAGUUUUAUGGUGUAAUUAAUUGAUAGGCGUCUCCUGUAAAUAAACAAAUGUUCCUUCCAACCCCUGCAAUUCUGUGAUUCUGUGAUUCAUGUGAAUUAUUACCCUCAUUUUCAGAUUAUUUCUGUCUUAUGACAGUCUCUGUUGGUACAAGCUUUCAGGACAGAAAUGAAGCUGAGAAAAUCAUCUCAUGAGGAAUACAUUCCUCUUAGUUACUAUGAAAUUUUGUUUGUUUCUCUGCUUGCACUUUUUGUGUGCGUCUGUGUGGGGCUGACUGUACUUUCAUGGUUAACAAUCAAGGAGUUAGAACGAGCUCAAACUGUUGGAAAUAGUCAUGGCUACAUGGGAACAUUUAAAAUAAUUUCUGGGACAUCAUUCAUUCCUGCUUUGCAAGAUAAAUCAUCAGGCGACUUCAAAGUCCUUGCCUUUGAUGUUGAACAAUUGAUACAAGAAAUUUUUCAAGCAAGUGAUUUGAUAAAUAAAUUUGAGAGAUGUGAAAUUUUCCAGUUCAAGAACCCUGAAGAGGGUGAUGAAAAUUUCAAGACAUCUCAAACAGGUGUUGUUGUGAUCUUCAGCCUUUAUCUUACCCAGAGGGUAACAGUUGAGAAAAUAAGAAAUGAGUUACUUUCAGGUAUCAAAGCAAAUGCAACUGAACUUUCUCAAACCUUGAAAAUUGAUGUGAACAGCAUACAAAUCACAGUGGUUGCUGAAAAUCCUACUACAAUGCUGCCUUUAACUUCAUCAGAUCCUGUGAGUCUAAUUACAAGUUCUCUGACAUCAACUCCAGAACAACUCACCAUAAGUAAGGCUGCAACAACCUCAUUUGAGUGCUUGCCACUUGCUGAAGUUUGUGAUGAUGGAGUAACCUGCAUUAGAAAGGAUUUAUUUUGUGAUGGAAUCUUGGACUGCCCAGAUGGUUCAGAUGAAUCUGAAAAAAGAUGUGCUGCAGUUUGUGAUGGAAAAUUCAUGCUGACCGAUUCCUUUGGGUCUUUUCACUCUAUGAAUUAUCCAAAACCGUAUAAUGCAAAUAUUGUUUGCCAAUGGAUUAUACUGGUGCCUCAAGGGUUAUCCAUUAAAGUGAACUUCACUUCUUUUGAUACAGAACAAUUUAUGGACAAUUUAAAUAUUUUUGAAGGUAUAGGACAAAACAAGACUUUAAGAGCUUCUCUCUCAGGGUCUUCUCCUGAGACAGUUCACAUUUUUUCUCAUGAGGCUACAGCCAGGUUUACAUCUGAUUAUUCUGAAAACUACAAUGGCUUUAAUGCAACAUAUACUACAUUUAAUGCAAGUGAACUAAAAAAUUUCGAGAGAGUCAAUUGCACUUUUGAAGACGGCUUUUGUUUCUGGGUACAAGAUUUAGAUGAUGAUUUAGACUGGGAAAGACAUCAGGGCCCUACCUUUCCCUUUAUGAGUGGUCCUGAUUUUGAUCAUACAUUUGGCAAUGUGUCAGGAUUCUAUAUUUCAACACCCACAGGACUUGGAGUUGGAGAAGGAAGAGUUCGAAUUCUAAGUUUGCCUUUGUUCUCUUCAAAUCCAUCUUGUCUAAGUUUUUGGUAUUACAUGUACAGUCCUAACAUUUACCGUUUAUGCAUUAGCAUAAGAAAUGAAUAUGGUCUGGAAAAGAUAAUUUUCCAGAAAGAAGGAAACUAUGGAAAAAACUGGCUUUAUGGACAAGUAACUUUAAAUGAAACAUCUGAUUUUAAGGUUAUAUUUGAGGCCUUUACAAGGAUUGCUCCAAGUGAGAUUGCCUUGGAUGAUAUUAGCCUGACAGAGGGAAAGUGUAAUGAAAGUAAUUAUGUAGAGCCAACUGCAUUUCCAGUUGCCACUACUACCCCUUCAUUUCCCACUGACUGUGGAGGUCCAGUUGAGCUCUGGGAGCCAAACAGUACAUUCAGCUCUGAAAAUUUUCCAAACAAUUAUCCUAAUCAAGCUUCUUGUGUAUGGUACUUAAAUGCUGAGAAAGGAAAAAACAUUCAACUUCAUUUUCAGGUUUUUGAUCUGGAAAAUAUUUAUGAUGUUGUUGAAAUCAGAGAUGGCAGAGGACAAGAUUCCUUACUUUUGGCUGUCUAUACGGGAAACCACCCAUUGCCAGAUGUCUUCUCUACAACAAACCAGAUGACAGUAACUCUUCUUACGGACAAGUCUGCAACAAAUAAAGGAUUUCUUGCAAACUUUACUACUGGCUACCAUCUAGGAACUUGUGCACCUGAAGAAUAUCAAUGUGGAGGUGGAGAGUGCGUACCAUGGGAUAACCUUUGUGAUAAGAUACCUCAGUGUGAAGAUGGCUCUGAUGAAGCAAAGUGCAUGAGAUUGCUUAAUGGUUCUGCAAGCACCAACGGACUGGUACAGGUCAGGAUUGGGAAGGCAUGGCACCUGGCAUGUGCAGAUGAUUGGAAUGAAAAGAUUUCAGACAGUGUUUGCCAGCAGCUGGGGUUAGGAAAUUCAAAUAUGUCAUCAACUGUGUUAUUCACUGGAGAUGGUCCAUUUGCCAACAUCACUGAAGUAGCUAAUCACAGCCUAAUAUUUACAAAAAAAGAACAUUGUUUAAACAACCUCGUGAUUCAUCUGCAGUGUAACAUUAAACCUUGUGGAAAACGCCUGGAAAUUGAGAACAAAGGAACGAGGAUUGUAGGUGGAAGUGAUGCCAGAAGAGGGGCUUGGCCUUGGAUUGUCUCACUUCAUUUUAAUUCCAGACCUGUUUGUGGAGCCUCCCUUGUCAAUGAGGAAUGGCUGGUGACAGCAGCACACUGUGUAUAUGGGAGACAAUUACAGCCAUCUAUGUGGAAAGCAGUUCUUGGCUUGUAUGACCAGUCGAAUAUGGCAGACACUUCAACAGUAGUUCAAAACAUUGAUCAAAUAGUUAUAAAUCCUCAUUAUAGCAAGCUUAGAAAAGACAGUGAUAUUGCUCUGAUGCAUCUUCAAUACAAAGUUCAAUAUACAGAUUACAUACAACCUAUCUGCUUACCAGAAAAAAAUCAUCAGUUUCUCCCAGGAAUUAACUGCUCCAUCGCUGGCUGGGGUGCUGUUAGAUAUGAAGGUCCUACUUCAAAUAUAUUGCAAGAAGCAGAGGUCCCUCUCAUUUUAAAUGAAAAAUGCCAGGAAUGGUUGCCAGAAUAUAGUAUUACUGAGAAUAUGAUCUGUGCAGGCUAUGACAUGGGAGGAGUAGAUUCCUGUCAGGGGGAUUCAGGAGGCCCUCUGAUGUUUGAAGAUGGUAACCAAUGGGUUUUGGUAGGUGUAACAUCAUUUGGCUAUGAGUGUGCACUUCCCCAACGACCAGGAGUGUACGUUCGGGUCACUAUGUUUGUGGACUGGAUCCAAAAAAACAUGUAUUACCUUGACAUUUCUUAACAACAGAAACAGAAGUUAAAGAUUGCAAGUAAGUCACUGCAGAAUAAUACAAAACAGACUGGCAUUCAAAACUCAUAACAAGGGAAUCUGAAAAAAAUACGAUUCAAAGUGCAGUCUGGUUUCAAAUUUAGGAAAGGAAAACAUUAAUAACUGAAAAUUCCCUUUAUCAAUUGAGAGGAAUAUUUCAAAUGAGAUAGAUUCUAUGCUUUUGUUAAUAGUUUUAGCAGUUUACUGUUUGCUUUAUAUAAGAGGUAAUUCUGCUGUCAGUCCAUGGUUUGGGAAAACAGUUUAUUUGAACAUCACUGUAUUAAAUGUAUAGUGGGGAUUUUAUAAAGUAUGACAGGGAAGAAAGAAAGAAGGAAAGGAGGGAAGGAGGAAGGAUUUUUCAAACCACUGAUGCUUUAUUGAAAAAUGGCCUAAAUUGUUAAUUUCGGGAUAAAUAUGAUCUAUUUUUAUGAUUUUACACUACAUUUCCCAAUGUGCAUUUUCAUGUCAAUGCGCAGUCAAUUCUUCUCAGUAACUGCCACAUAUCAAAAUGAAGGUAUAUGUUAUCGGUUGAAACUGGGCUCAUGAGAGUUCUCGUAUCUUGCCUGUUACAAAAAGCUCUAAAAUGAAGUUUGUGGAUUGUGAAUAAUGGUUGAUUAUGUAUCAUGCUGCUUUAUAACAAGCAAAGUGAAUGUAAGAUAAAAGUUCUCUCUGGUGUAAUUUGUUUGCUUUUCAGUUUUCCUUUUGUGCAAGACUUUUGACAAUUAUUCAAGUAAUUAUAGAUAUAACCUUGCGUGGACCUUUGAAGAGAUAUGCAAUAUACUGCAACUUCCCCUCAUAUAUGUGUUUUAACAACUGACAAUAAUGAGAAUCAGCCAUUCAUGGUGAAUAAAAUGUAAUUGGGUUCACUUGACAUUUUAUGCUUUUUCUAUAUUGGGGGGGUUUAAUAAUGAUUUUGUGUUUUGUAUAGACUCUAUCCUGAUUGCUUAUUAACAGC